This is a messenger RNA of Huiozyma naganishii CBS 8797, 4353 nucleotides long. It is a transcript of the gene UFD4, whose product is annotated as putative ubiquitin-protein ligase UFD4. Gene Ontology annotation, molecular function: ubiquitin protein ligase activity. Bases 1 to 4353 code for a protein of 1450 amino acids. The record is from RefSeq and is a predicted model, not a curated record. Lineage: Eukaryota; Fungi; Ascomycota; Saccharomycetes; Saccharomycetales; Saccharomycetaceae. The transcript has a single exon. Gene Ontology annotation, cellular component: nuclear speck. Gene Ontology annotation, biological process: proteasome-mediated ubiquitin-dependent protein catabolic process; protein polyubiquitination.
AUGAGCGCAUUUGAGUACGAUGAGGAUGAUAGUGAAGAUGGCCACUAUUCCGAAGAAGACUACAUGCGAGAUGAUCGCAGCGAGGGGCAUCAGGAUGAUGACGGUGACCACAGUGAGGGAUUUGAGGACUUCUAUGAUGACUAUCAUGACAAUGACGAAAAUGUGGACGAGGAGAUCGAUUCUGUUCAGGCACACGGUGAGCACAACGACGAGGACACUGGGUUUGGUAGGGACAUGACCCCUCAAGCUUUUUUGAACAGUUUGCGCCAACAUGCCCAAAGUUUAGACCCAGAGGGAAAUGGAAAUGGAAAUGACCACGAACAAAACACUGCUGUUAACUUCUCAGAGAUGUUGCCACAGUUGCUUUCAAGAUUGAGUGGGGCGCGCGGUGGCAGGUUUCAAGAUACAAGAGGAUCAAGGAUGUCGAAAUUGGUCGAGAACGUCGAGCACGCCGAGGAAGACCCUUACUUCGCAAUGGAGAGUAUUAUAGAACUCUCCGAAAACUUACUGAUGGGGAACCAGUACUUGAUAGAGCGAAUGCUUCCAGUUGAUAGAUUGAUAGCUGCAUUGGUCAAAAUUUUGACAUCGAGCAAGUUGGCUGAGGAGUUGGAAUUACAAAUGAACACCUCUCGAAUUUUUUACAAUCUUUUUGAAGUCCACCCUGUGAGCAUAUCUGGAGCUGUCGAUAAGAACGUCAUACCCGCAUUGCAAGCGAAGCUUGCAGAGAUUAGUUACAUUGACCUGGCUGAACAAGUUUUAGAGACUUUAGAACUUGUAUCUAGAGUGAGUGGAAAAGAUAUUCUGCGCUGCGAUAACAUGACAUCAUAUUUGCAAUAUUUUGAUUUUUUCACUAUUCAUGCACAAAGGAAGGUAAUUGCAAUCGUCUCAAAUGCUUGCGCUCGUGUUGAACCAAGCGAUUUUACCCAGUUGAAGGGUGUCUUUGAAAUCCUUAUGGGCAUCUUUAAAAACUGUACAGAUCAGAACAUCUCGGAUCGAAUCUUGAACAUCUUCUAUGGCGUAUGCGCCGGUAUCAAAAACUCAUCAAUGUUAGAUGUCCUGUUCACGCCAGAGAUAUUAUCUUCCAUAAUAAGCUUGAUCACAUCAACAGACGUUUCGUCUCAAAGCAAAUUGAAAUGCCUGGAAAUUCUUUCAGUCUUGGUUUAUUGGAGUUUCAAUAUUGGCGAAAGCAUUAUCAAUGUGUCAGAUGUGGCUGAGACGUUGAAAACAUGUCUGAAGCAAUAUGGCAAGUCGCCGGAUGCAAGCUUACAUGAAACAAUUAUGUUUGUGCCCAAGAGUUUACUGCUUUCAAUCUCCAAAUUUAUCGCAUUGCUAUUUCCUCCAGAAAAUAACCAGAUACUGACCCAGUUGAACGCUAAUGCGGUAGAUGCCAGAAGAUUCAACGGCAAUAAAAAGAUUCCCUCUUUAGUGAGCGAUCUGAUACCAUUGCUGGUCGAUAUAUAUAUCAACACGGUCGAGUUCAGUGCAAGACGGAACGUUCUAGUUGCACUAGCCAGGGUAGCACCUUGUGCUAAUGAGAAAAUAGCCCAUGAUACCAGUGAUUGCUUCAUUAAGCUAUUGGGUUCGUCGUUCCCCCAAAGUCUAUCCGUCAUUUCAAGCCAGACAUCACCUUCCCUCGAUUCAGGUGUAUUGAUCAUAGGACUCCUCGCCCUAUCCAAUGCUUUAAUUGAGCUGUAUCCUUCUAUAUUUGUACCCGCAUUCCAGAGAGAUGGGAUUUUUGACUCCGUUUCUAGUCUAAAUGGAGCACUCGACAGAAUCAAUAACAAGGAAGAUUUAUUUAGUUCAUCACUGAGCCAUACUUCCACUACCAAAAAAGAACUGGAAGAAGAUGGGGGUUCGGAUAGUGACAGCAGUGAGGAUGACUACGAUUUUGGUCUGGGGGAUAUAGAGUUUCCCAAGGAGGCGAAAACAAGAAAGAUAAGAUAUGAGUUUUUGAGAGAAAUGAAGCCCUCAUAUAUGCCAACUCAAAUACGGGAACUCUGUGAAGCUUUUUUGAAUAACAGCAAAUCCAGCAUCUGUCUCGAUAACCAAAAUCUAGAGACGGUGUUCGCUUUCGUGCAACACCUUGAACAGAUGCCGUUAGACACUAGAUCUCUCGAAAACUGCUGUAAAUUCUGGGAAAGUGUUAAGGAGUGUGUAUUCAGGGAUAAUUUCGUUUUGUCUGGCUUUGAAAUGUUGUCCACAGGCCUUGCCUCGACUCUGGCUUCUAAGAUCUCAGCCAGAAACACUUCUUUGUACUUUUUGAAGAAGGCAGCACAUGCUGUUCUUUCAGAUAGGUUCACUGAAUUUGUUAACAUCCUGCAGUCCGCGUUGACCAGGGUUGAUGAAUUCCGUAUUGUUGAUUCAGGACUGCAGGAUGAUGAAUCUGGGAUGUCAUCGUUAACUAAACAAAUCAAGCUGCAACUAAAAUUUGACGGGGACGGGAAUGGAGACGGAGACGACCUUUUCUCCAGUUUGACUUCUGUUAUUGUAUCCAUCCAUUGUAUUGCAUCUUUUAAGGUUUUGGAAGACUUUGUUCGUGACAGAUCUGCUAAGCUUACUCUUUUCAACUCCAUCAUACCCCAACCAUCAUCAACUGACGGAAACAAUAAUGUGAAUUUUGUCUCGCUGAGAAAUCAGGAAUUGGAAUUCUAUUUCAAUGGAAAGCUUGUUGAUAGCAAAGAGACCAUAUUUGGUGCGAUGUUCAGAGUCUUCAUGGAAGAGAAGAAAGAUAUUAGCGAACUAUGGAACAGUGUACAGGUGAUAGAGUUUAGGAAGAGAGACCUCGGCUUUGAUACCUCAGAUCAAUGUAUGAAUCAGACGACUCAGAGUGAUGAGAAAGUUUUGAACAAUGCUUACGCUACAAGGGAAUUACCGAAAGAAACUGCAAGUAGUGAAAAUGACAUCAUGCUCCUCUUGAAAUUUUUCAGAAGCUGCAUGGCUAGAAACAACAUUUUUAUUAACCCUAAACUCAGUGCAAAGCUGUCAAGACAGUUGGAAGAGCCGUUGAUUGUUGCUAGUGGAGCGUUGCCAGACUGGACUCUUUCACUGACACGGGCGUAUCCAUUUCUGUUCCCCUUAGAGACAAGAAUGUACUUUCUACAGUGUACUUCAUUUGGAUACGGUAGGCUGAUUCAACUUUGGAAGAAUCGGGUUGGGCUUGACAAAGAGUUGAGCAGUGAUGAUCCACUUUUGCAGUUAGGUCGUUUGUCAAGGCACAAGCUGCGGAUUCCGAGGAAAAAUAUGCUUCUAACUGCGCUCAAAGUGCUAGAUAAGUAUGGUUCUGUUCCCAGUGUACUGGAAUUUGAGUAUCAAGAUGAAGUUGGUACUGGGCUAGGCCCAACAUUGGAAUUUUAUGCUACCGUUUCUAGGGAGUUUGCGAAGAAAAACCUGAAUCUAUGGAGGACAGACACUUAUGAAGAGAGCAGAGCGGAAGAAAACGAAUACAUAACAAAACCUUUGUUCCCCUCCGCGCUAACAGGUGACAGCGAAGGAAGAGCUAGAAUCAUCGAACUGUUCGGUACCUGGGCACGUUUAUCGCCAGGUCCACUCUGGAUAACAGAAUCCUUGACUUCCGUUUCUAACCGACUCUUUUUCAUUUUAGCCGACCGGUUAUCAAGACCGUCCAUGAACAAUCAAUGUGAAGCGACUGAAGAUAAUCUCGAACUAAUCAAGUUGGUAGAUCCUCAGAUCGCAGAAUCGUUGAGAUACGUGUACAAUAAUAUUGAUAACGAUACGGAACUAAGCGAGAUGUACUUGUCCUUUGUUUUGCCAGGUUCAGACAUCGAGCUCGUUGAGAAUGGGAGAGCUGUUCUUGUAAACUCCGGAAGUGCUUAUCAUUAUAUUACGAAGGUGAUCUCUUACAUGAUCGGGGAUGGUGUAAAGGAUCAGAUACGCGCAUUUAUCGAUGGUUUUUCCAAAGUGUUUCCGUAUUCAAAUGUUUCGAUUUUAACCCCUGAAGAAUUGGUAGAUUGGUUUGGUGGAGUUGAAGAGGACUGGUCCCCGCAAGUGCUUUACGGUUGCAUCGAGGCUAAUCACGGCUAUACCAUGGAUUCGGAUACAAUUCAUCAAUUUAUCUCGAUCAUGACUGAAUUGAAUGCGCGCGAAAGGCGAUUGUUUUUGCAAUUUUUGACGGGCUCUCCCAAGCUUCCGCUGGGUGGGUUUAAAGUAUUAAAACCGAGACUCACAGUCGUAUUGAAGCAUGCAGAAGAUGGACUCACCCCGGACCAGUACCUGCCCAGUGUCAUGACAUGUGCAAACUACGUCAAACUCCCCAAAUACAGUAGCAAGGAGGUAAUGCGCGACCGGAUCAAGCAAGCCAUCGAAGAAGGUGCCGGUGCAUUCCUCUUAUCCUGA